Molecule: messenger RNA, 5039 nt
Organism: Anas platyrhynchos (mallard)
Lineage: Eukaryota; Metazoa; Chordata; Aves; Anseriformes; Anatidae
Cellular component (GO): extracellular matrix
Molecular function (GO): serine-type endopeptidase inhibitor activity
Source: RefSeq, a predicted model, not a curated record
GUGUAACAAUCCAACAGCAGCAAGUUCAUUGCUCAGAUUUCAUCCAUCUCCACUGUUCUACAAUUUAAAGUGUCAUGUUAAUUUAACAGAAAAGCACAAAACAGCACUUGAACUCAAGUUUCUGAUAUAAGCCAUAUCACAUUUCACAAUACCUAAAAUAAUGGCAGUUAUUUUCCAGGCAGAUAUUUUCCAGAAAAGCAAGCAAACAAAAACAACAACAAACCAAUUUAACAGUAACAAAAAGAUGACCUCCCUUGAUGUUGUUCUCAAGCAUCUAAUGAGUACUGAUCAGUAGAGCACAGAUUUCCAGAAGACAGACACGUUGGAUCAAAGGUGGAUCCCUAGCCCACAUGAACACAAGAAACAUUAAACCCAGGAGAUGUGAAUCAGCCAAAACAGAACCCAUAAAGUAAGGAUUGCACAACGCAGGUGGAGCCAUGGCAAGAAGUUUCCGAAAAUGUCCUGGUUUUGACCAGUCUCAUGAAUCUAAUAAUACAAGAGCAUUAGAGAAGCUUUUUCAUCUGUUAAAUUAAUUCAGGUUACAGGGCCUUCUGCCUCCUGAGCCUGAGAGAACCUCACAGCUGAGAGGAGCCCUCACUAGAUGAACCAUGGGUAUGCACAGGUGCUGCAGCAGUUCCAGAGCACCCAGCACAGGCAGGACAGCGCUGCUGCCAGCAAGCUGAGGGCAGCAUCCUGCAUCUCUGCAGAGCCUCUUGGUUAGGAGCAUCAAGGAAACAGAAACCAAACAAAUUAUGUUCUUCGGACUCUGGUGGCUUUUGUGGGUACUUGAACAACAUCAAUUUUUAGCGGAAAAUCUCAGGGAAGAAAAAAGUUAUGGACUGAGAAGACCCAUACCUAAACAUGUUCUGUCAAAUACUGUAGAAAGAUAUCCCAGCCCAAGUGAUCAAGAUGAAGACUGCAUUCUGGAAAUUGCUUUUUUACUGGACAGCUCCGAGAGUGCUAAGGAUUAUAAUCACGAACAGCAGAAAAAAUUUGUCCUGGAAACAGUAGACAGAAUGAAAGGUCUGCAGCUUAGUUCUGGACGGACCCUUAGCUGGAGGAUGGCCUUACUCCAGUACAGCAGCACUGUUCUCAUAGAACAAACUUUCCGUAACUGGAAAGGUCCUGAAGCGUUCAAAUCUCACAUUGCUCCCAUCACCUACAUAGGUCAUGGUACCUACACAACUUACGCUAUUACUAACCUCACACAACUCUACAUGACUGAAGGGACUCCAGGUAGUGUGAAACUAGCCGUGCUCUUCACCGAUGGAGUCGACCAUCCAAGAAACCCAGAUAUUUUUGCAGCUACAGCUGACGCUAAACACCAAGGAAUUGUAUUGUUCACAAUGGGAAUGACCAGAGUGGCUGAGGAGGUUAGCAAUGCUGCCAAGCUCCGGCUCCUGGCCAGUAUUCCAGCAUCCAGGUUCGUCUUCAACCUUCAGGACAAAGGAACUGUGGAGAAAGUUCUCAAAGAAAUGAAAGAUCUGUCUGAGGAAGAGUGUCCGCAGGUUGCCAUAUGUAACUGUGAAAAGGGAGAAAAAGGCCUUCCUGGCCCUGCUGGUAAAAAGGGUCGCACUGGGGAUGACGGAGCUCCAGGCUUGAAAGGAGCAAAGGGAGAGCCGGGUCUUAAUGGAAUCCCAGGUCAAGAUGGAAUAGAGGGGAAAUCUGGGUAUAAAGGAGAGAAGGGUGAAAGAGGUGAAUGUGGAAUCCCAGGGAUAAAAGGAGACAGAGGUCCUGAAGGUCCAGUUGGCCCCAGAGGAACAAGAGGGCUCCAGGGUCCACAAGGACAAGCUGGAGAUCAAGGGCCUGAAGGCCUGCAAGGAUCAAAGGGUGAAAGAGGUCUCCCGGGGCCACCAGGCUUACCUGGAGAGACUGGAAUAGGACUGCCAGGCCCAAAGGGUGACAUUGGUUUGACAGGAAGACCAGGCCCUGUUGGCCCACCUGGAGUUGGUGAGCCAGGACUUCUGGGGCCUCAAGGACCACAAGGUGUUCAAGGAGAACGAGGUUCACCAGGAGAAGGGCUUCCAGGAGCAAAGGGAGACCGUGGUUUUGAUGGACCAAAAGGCCCUCGUGGACUUCCAGGCAUCAGCAUAAAAGGUGAAAAGGGUGAAUUUGGUCCUCCUGGUUUACCUGGGCCAAUAGGAUUACCUGGAAUUGGAAUUCAAGGAGAGAAGGGAGUGGAGGGCCCAAAAGGACCACCCGGCUCCAGAGGGCUACCAGGACAGGGACUACCUGGACCAAAGGGUGAACAAGGCUUGCCAGGAGAAACUGGAGUGCCAGGAGAAAGAGGUGUUGGAGAACCUGGUUCUAAGGGUGAGCCAGGCCUUUCAGGACUUGCAGGUCUGCCUGGCCUUCCAGGAGAAGAUGGAGCGCCUGGACAAAAGGGUGAACCAGGAUUACCUGGUCUUAGAGGCCCUGAAGGUGCUCCAGGAGUUGGAAUACAGGGGGAGAAGGGAGAUCAAGGUCAGAGAGGAAUACGUGGAUUAACAGGACCAACAGGAGUGCCUGGGCCUGCAGGAGCUAAAGGAGAGCCUGGGGUGCCAGGACGUCUUGGAAUGCCAGGCCCUCCUGGAAGAGCUGUGCCUGGACCAAAGGGUGACAUUGGGUUACCUGGUCUUGCUGGACCAAUUGGAGAACCAGGUUUUGGGCUUCCUGGGGCAAAGAUAAACGUCUGCACUAAGCUGUGUAGUAAGGUCAAACUUUACAAGGGUGACCGAGGCCUUCCAGGACCCCCUGGGCCCUUUGGGCCAAAAGGAGACGGUUAUCCUGGUCCACCUGGCUUGCCAGGCCUUCCUGGGAUUCCUGGUGAACAAGGCCCUGAUGGAAUUGGACUACCAGGACCUAAGGGUGAUCCCGGUAGUAGAGGACCAAUUGGUCUCCCAGGACCCCCAGGAGAAGGCCUGCCAGGACCAAAAGGAGCCACAGGACGCCCAGGGCCACCUGGCUCAUUGGGACCUCCUGGUGAAGGCAUUCAAGGAAUUAAGGGGGAACAAGGAAUUCAUGGAAUGCCAGGACCACGAGGCCCUCCUGGAGAAGGGCUUUUGGGACAGAAGGGAGAUCGAGGAGCUUCAGGUGAAAAGGGGAAAAAAGGAGACAAGGGCAAUGUGGGUGACCCUGGUUUAGCUGGAGAACCUGGCAAAACUGGACCAAAAGGAGACCAAGGCCUCACAAGAGAAGAUAUAAUUAAAUUAAUUAAAGAGAUAUGUGGUUGUGGUAUUAAGUGUAAGGAAAUUCCUAUGGAGCUUGUAUUUGUGAUUGACAGCUCUGAGAGUGUCGGACCAGAAAAUUUUGAGAUUAUCAAAGACUUUGUAACAGCUUUAGUAGAAAGAGUAACUGUAGGCAGAAACGCUACCAGAAUUGGCCUUGUACUAUACAGUUUAGAAGUUCGGCUAGAAUUUGAUCUCAACAAGUACACAACUCAACAGGAUGUCAAACAAGCAAUUAGAAAAAUGCAAUACAUGGGAGAAGGCACUUACACAGGAACUGCUAUCCGUAAAGCAACCCAGGAAGGAUUUUUAGGUGCUCGAACAGGAGUGCGAAAAGUAGCUAUUGUGCUAACAGACGGCCAAGCAGACAAGAGAGAAGCAGUGAAACUAGACAUUGUUGUUCGAGAGGCUCACGCAGCAAACAUCGAAAUGUAUGCGAUAGGAAUUGUAAAUACUUCAGAUCCAACACAGGCCGAGUUUGUGCAUGAAUUAAAUCUGAUUGCUUCCGAUCCAGACAGAGAACAUAUGUAUCUCAUCGAUGACUUUAAUACCCUGCCAGCUCUGGAGUCCAAAUUAGUCAACCAGUUCUGUGAAGAUGAACAUGGUACCUUAAUAUACAAUCGUAAUGGAAACGGUGCAAGCAUAAGCGGACCAUCUUUACAUUUAGUAUCUUCAAGUUCUUCGUAUUACAUGCUUCAGAACAACAAUGUUAAUGGGCAAUCACUUUCAGCACAGACACCUGGAGUAGCCACUGCAGAAAGUCCUCUGGGACUUGGUGAUCUUCCUCAACCAUUAGUCCCGACCAAAGUACCUCCUGUGGUAGUUUAUGAAGCUUAUGAAGAGGAAUUAGAGGAAGAGGAACAAUCAUCUUUGCUAACAGUGGACACUAGAGCCAUAUCAUCAUUGCCACCAUCAGAUGAAGUGCUGACUCAUUCAACUGCAGGGCUCAUACCAAGGCCAGAAAGCGUUCUGGACCUCCAAUGCAAGUUAAGGCUGGAUCAAGGGCCAUGCCGUGUUUAUAUCAUAAAAUGGUAUUAUGAUAAACAAGCCAAUGCUUGUGCUCAGUUUUGGUAUGGUGGCUGUCAUGGGAAUGCAAAUCGUUUUGAGAGUGAAGAGGAAUGUAGAGAGGCUUGUGUAUUUUCUUCUGGAGAAACCCAAUAGUUGGCAUGAAUUCUACAGAUUCUUCACUUUCUUUAAGGAAAAGUAUUCUGACAAACCCAAUUUUAAUAUUUCAAGCACAAAAUAUCUGUCUCCAAGUGACAUUCAUGUCACUACUCAGAGGUUACUAGAUAAACACAGUAAAUGCAUCAGUUUGUUCCCUACGCACUUUCCAGGUCACAAGACAAGGAGGUAGUUGAGCUAUUCACCUCUCCCAACCACAUGCUUGUUAGAUUUUGCCCUUUUAUCUGUAAGCUCUCCUCUGUUACCUUUAACUAGAAAGAUACAUGAAAAAUGCAGUUGUAAUACUUCCACAAAUUUAUGAGUGACUGCACCAGUAGCUGACAUCAGUAAGUUAGGUUAGUUCAUGUUCAAAGUGGUUCUUGGCAUGUUGUUCCUCUACUAAAAGUCCUAAUUUUUAAAUGCAUUUUAGUAUUUUAUUUCUUAAAAACUCUUAACUUAUGUUGAAAUCUUCAAAUGCUGUGUAGUUUAUUCUUUAUUGCUUGUCACUACCAUAUUGCUUUUUACAUUUAUGUCUGCCUUUAUAUAAUGUAUUAUUACUUGUAUUAUGUGCUUAAAAGCUUGUUUCUAAUAAAACAUUUCUGUUUUUACUGCCAGGACAGUGUGUUUAAUAGUACCCUUACAGAAAUAGAAACUUACCUCACUCUACACUCA